ACUAAAUGAGAUAUUUUUGAAACAUUUUCAUUUUACAGCUUAGCCUAAAUACCCUAACAAAGCAGCAAACAUCAUCUGCUUGAGCUGUGUACUGGUGGAAUCACAGUGAAUGUAUGACUGCAGUUGAAGAGGCUGCAACUGGUUCUAACAAUGGCUAGCACUGAGGAACAGACACCGGUGAAUGAUGAGCCAACCACCACUGAAGCAGAGACUAUACAGGAGAAUGGAGAGGAAGCUUCGGCCAGUAGUAGUGUCCAAACAGCUGCUGAGGAAGAGAUUGUUGAGGAGGGAAGCUUAAUCAAAGCAGGGACUGAGGAUGAGGGGAAGAUUUUUGUUGGUAAUCUGUCAUGGGUGACUACUAACAAUGAACUGCGGGAAUACUUCGCUACGUUUGGUGCAGUGAAGGACUGUAUUAUCAAAAAAGAUCAAGAGACUCGAAGAUCCAGAGGAUUCGGUUUUGUUCUUUUCAAAGACCCAGAGUCUGUGAAAAAAGUUUUAAACCAGAAAGAACAUAAACUUGAUGGUCGUAAUAUUGAUCCGAAAUUAGCAGAACCUCCCAAGAAAGCUACAUUCAAGGUGUUUGUCGGUGGUUUAUCGCCUGAUAUUAGUAACGAACAAUUGAAAACUCAUUUUAGUACUUUUGGAGAGAUUGAAUCCUUUGAAAGGCCUUUUGACAAAGUAAAACAAGCGCCUAGAGGAUUUUGCUUCAUUUCAUACAAAAAUGAAAAAGCAUUAAAUGAAGCUCGCAAAGAACAGUUUCAGGAGGUUGCAGGGAAACAGUGUGAAGUAAAAUUGGCGACUCCUCCACAAUCCAAGCCUGGCUGGCCAAGACCACAAAGCCGAAUGGGAGCAAGGCCCAAUUACAAUCAAGGUGCUUGGCCACAAUCUCAAUGGGGAUUAUCAACAGGUUAUGGUGGUUAUGGGGAUUAUUUCAAUUCUUAUAAUUCUGUUUAUGGUGGAUAUGGUGCUGGAAUGAAUUACGAUCCAUAUGACACCAGAGGAUGGACUAGAUACGGUCAAGGAAACAACUUUAAUUCUCAAGGCCAGCAACAAACACAACGUUCUAUGUAUGGUGGAAAUAAUUAUCGUAGAGGACCAGUUGACAAUUUCAAAUCCUAUUAAUUUGGAGUCUUUUUUCAUUUAUGGCAAUGGUGAAUAACCUUUUUCAGAGUUUUUUCUGAAUUCCUGAUGAUGUUGAAUGAUGAGGAGUUGACGAAAUAUUUUAGCCGUUACUUUCGUGAAUUUUAUUUCCUUUGUUUCCAUAUUACGUUACGUUUUGCUCAAAUAUUUUAUUUGCUCUUUUCAGUCAACUUUUUCAGUUUCAGAUUUGUUUUACAAAUAAUAUCGUAUCUAUAUAAAGCUGACGGUAUGUACCACCGUAAGCGUGCGGUGUGUACCUAUCGUCAUGCAAGUUAUAUCUCUGAUAUGUUUGCUAUACAACCAGCAUAGGAGAUGGUUAUUAUUGUUGUUUGAAUGUUGAUUUUAUGGCAGCAUACAUACUACCACAAAAUUUUUUUUUUCAUGGUCCUAUUAACAUUUCUUUCAAAACUUCAGAUUUUUAGGAUUUCACUUGUCCAACUAUUAAAUUGUAAUGAUGUUUUCAGGAACUAAAAAAAAGGUUCGUGACGAACAUUACACGGCCUAUUUGACAAGGCCUUUCCCAUCUGAGAAUGUUUAAUUAUAAUUAAUUUAACAAGAAUGUGACUUGGUGCCUUGCUCAAUCUUUGCGUUAGUCUACUAAGGACAAUUUCGGCCACCUGACCUGACCAUACAAGGUAAAUUGCUAUAAGCUAUUUGGAUAUUUUUGUUUGUACAUCUCUAUAUUCGGUCAAGAAAAUAGGCCACUGGUGCUUGCUACCGUGACUCAUUCAGCAGAAAUUGUCCUUCAGCCAUCUUUGACCCAUUGAGUAGUGUUCUAUCCAUCUAUCUAUAGUGUUUUUGUUCUAAUAUUUAUAAUCCAAUGUUCUCUGAUUGCAAAGCUCUCCAUGUUGACUCACUUUUUAUUGUACAAGUGUAACAGUUUCUUUCGAAUUUAAACCUUCACUCACAAAGUUCAAUUAUGAGUGUUCAUGUAAUAAAAAGCCCCUUAUACUUAUGUCCUUUCCUCUCAGACGAUAUAAAACAUAUUUCUGACGUACCCUUACAGUUCAUGUUCGUGUUGUUCAUUAAUUUUGUUCCUAUACAUCUACAAAAAUACUUGUUUCGCAGUUAAAGAAGAAGAAAUAACAAUUCUGUGAUGAGAAA
Molecule: messenger RNA, 2244 nt
Organism: Styela clava
Lineage: Eukaryota; Metazoa; Chordata; Ascidiacea; Stolidobranchia; Styelidae
Product: heterogeneous nuclear ribonucleoprotein A/B-like
Biological process (GO): regulation of gene expression
Cellular component (GO): chromatin; nucleoplasm
Molecular function (GO): RNA binding
Source: RefSeq, a predicted model, not a curated record